Messenger RNA from Bufo gargarizans (Asiatic toad), 1395 nucleotides. Its product is annotated as deoxyuridine 5'-triphosphate nucleotidohydrolase, mitochondrial-like. The record is from RefSeq and is a predicted model, not a curated record. The coding region runs from base 3 to 971 and encodes 322 amino acids. Gene Ontology annotation, biological process: dUMP biosynthetic process; DNA integration; dUTP catabolic process. Gene Ontology annotation, molecular function: nucleic acid binding; dUTP diphosphatase activity; magnesium ion binding. Lineage: Eukaryota; Metazoa; Chordata; Amphibia; Anura; Bufonidae. The transcript has a single exon.
UUAUGGUGGCCUUCCCGUGUGCCUCUGCUACUCAAUGGAGCACGCUACGAACAUUGGAGAUGAUUAUACAGUAUUAUGGGAUGCCCUUACAAAUACAAACAGAUAAUGGGUCUCAUUUUACAGGGAAGGAAAUAAAACAGUUUGCUUUAGAAAACAACAUUGAAUGGGUAUAUCACAUGCCCUAUUACCCACAGGCUGCUGGUCUCAUUGAGCGAAUGAAUGGGUUGCUCAAAGGAGCAUUGAAAAAAAUGACUUCAGAUGGUAAAUACGGACAAUGGAGAGAUAAUCUUUCCUCGGCCCUUCAGUCGCUCAAUAAUAGACCACUAACAGAAUCCACUACACCUUUAAUGAGAAUGUUGACGCCAAAUCUUACUAUAGGUAAAUUAACUAUAGAAUCUAUUGAAUAUUGGAAAAUUAAUGAAGAAGCUCAGGUCCCUUUUAGGGGAACAUCAAAAUCUGCAGGGUUGGACUUGCACUCACUGGAGGUGACGGUAGUAAGUCCAGGAGUCACUAAGAUAAUUCCUACUGGAAUCGGGGUAAAAAUUCCCUCAGGACAUUAUGGACAGUUGGCCACUAGAUCCAGUUAUGCUCUAAAAAGUUUAAUAGUGGUUGGAGGGGUAAUUGAUGAAGAUUACCAAGGAGAAGUCAAAGUUGUUCUCAUAAAUCUGGGUAAAAUGGAUGCUAUAAUAUCAAAAGGAGAUAGGGUGGCACAAUUGCUAUUAAUCCCAAUAUAUAUAGCACAGAUAAAAGAAACAACAGCCCCCAAGGAACUAACUGUGAGGGGACAGAAAGGAUUUGGAUCCACUAAUGAAAUUAGUGUAGGUGCUAAAAUUUGGAUUCAAGAUGUAAACGGACCUCCGUCACCUGCUGAAGUAAUAGCGGUUGGCAAGGACCGUACUCUACUCGUGAUGAGGCCUGGAGUAGAGAAGUGGGAAUAUAUCCCACAGGAGAAAUGCUAUUUACGGGAAUAAUGCUGUAUUCUUGAUUUACAGAAUCCACUAAGACAUUGUGGCAUCGUCCUUGGUCUCCUUGGUAUCGUGUGGUUGGCAUCCUACGCAGACGGUAAUACACCUGGACGCAAGUUGAGCCUGGCUGAAUCCAGAAAUGGGGCGUGGGGAUGGAAAAACCAUUCUAAAACCAGGAAACAGGACAGUGUUACAUGUGAAGCCAAUCGACCCUGCUUAUUUGCCAAGUGGAACAUAAAUACCAGUGCUUGGCUAGGGGCCAAUCCACCCGGAACAUUCCAUAAUAGACAGAGGAAUAUUACCUUUUAUGCCUUAUAUCAAACAUUUGUGCACAUACAAGUAAUAUCGAAUGUAACCUUGCGGUGUUGCAACGAAGAACAGUAUGUGGAAUUAAAUAGAAGUCAAAGGGUAAAACUUGUGGAGAAGUGCU